GAAACACGAGGAGUAUAUGCAGGUACUAACAAUUGGAUUUUUUUUAUAGUUGCCUAAAUUUUCUUAUGAUGAUCUUACCAGUCAUGAUAGUGAUAGGUUCAUCAUAGAGGUAUAAACAAUAAUAAUGGCUAUAAAGAUAAAGGUAGAGUUCUUAGGUGGAUUAGAUAUAAUAUCAAGUAGUGUCAGAGAACAUAAAUGUUCUGUACCUUUAGAAGAAGGUGAAGCUACCAUGAAAGAUUUAAUUGAAUAUGUUACUAAAAAUAUAAUAACUGAUCCAAAGGAUAUACCUGUUUUCAUAGAAGAUGAUACUGUUCGUCCUGGUAUUUUGGUGCUUAUUAACGAUACCGAUUGGGAAUUAGAAGGAAUGGAAGACUAUGUUUUAGAAAGUGGUGAUGUCUUUACUUUCACUAGUACUUUACAUGGAGGUUAAAUAGUUCAAACUCAUUCAUUAUUAUUAUUAUUAUUAUUAUUAUUAUUAUUAUUAUUAUUAUUAUUAUUA
Messenger RNA from Scheffersomyces coipomensis, 499 nucleotides. RefSeq names its product ubiquitin-related modifier. The transcript has a single exon. Gene Ontology annotation, molecular function: protein tag activity. The record is from RefSeq and is a predicted model, not a curated record. Gene Ontology annotation, cellular component: nucleus; cytoplasm. Gene Ontology annotation, biological process: tRNA thio-modification; protein urmylation. NCBI's taxonomy places the organism in Eukaryota, Fungi, Ascomycota, Pichiomycetes, Serinales, Debaryomycetaceae. The coding region runs from base 125 to 430 and encodes 101 amino acids.